UUAAAACCACACAAAAUUUAAUACCCUAGAUUAAAACAGACGAUGUAUAGAGAUAAACAGAUUUAAAAUAGAACAUUAGUUCCGAAUUAAAACAAAUUGCAUGGUAACAAACCAACCGCCACGUGGUACAAUUGCGUCAACAAUGACGUCACACCACAUCAAUGGAAUUAUAAAGGCGUUGGCUCAAGCCCAGGUAGACGAUUCCGCCCGACUCGUUCAGGGAGAGCAGAGAGGUUGGCAUCUAGAAACUCACCGACUUAGCCCGUCAAUAAUUAAUGAUGGCUUCUCGCCGCGGGUCCAGAUGCUUCCUAUUGAAGCGACUUCUUCUCGUAAUGAUGUACUCAGCUUGCGGUCUUCAAAAUGUUGCCGGGCAACAUUUAUGUGGAGAAUCAAGGACGCGUUGUUCAGUUGGCUGCUUGGAUAUGGGUUCGACAGGAAGAGAGUUGUGCCGAUGUGACCCACAGUGCGCCCUCUACGAUGACUGCUGUGAAGACUACUGGACCAACUGCGUCAAUGAGUCAUCCUCGGAGUCUCGCAUCAGACCGAUACUCCACUCCGAAUACUCCGAAUACUUCGGCUGCGUCUCCCCCAUCGAUAUCGACUCCUUCUACAACCGCUUCGUGGUGGUCGAUCGGUGCCCUCUGGAUUGGCCUCAGGGCGUCACCAAGAGUCGAUGUGAGAGCACAACACUGUCGAGGCAGGAGAAACUCCUAACGCUGUUUGUCAACGGUCCUGGUGACAUUGUCUUCAAGAACGUGUACUGCACCAUCUGCCAUGAGAUCCAGGAACAACAACUGCGUCCCUGGACUGUGGAACUUUGGCGUUGUCAGCCAGCUGAAGGGGAGAGUCGACCGGUCCAAAUCGGCGGCAAUCCAGAUUACACCACCUGUUCAAAGUUCCGCAUGAAACCUCCCUCCUCAAUGCUGUAUCACCCUCACCGAUGCUACCCCAGUUUCGUCGACAGUUGCCCAGCCAACACGACCGCCCAAGCUGACCAAGUCCAACUCUGUGAAGACUACACCUCCUUGCUGUUCCACAAAUACGCAGAUGUCGUCUACAAGAACGUUCAUUACUUGAAUUGUAGCAGCAGCGGCUCUUUAGGCAUCCAUGAUGUGUUUUGUAAACCCCGAACCGGAAUUAAUGAUAGGUUUGACCCCAAUCGCUCAUUCACCCUCCUCUUUGACUUUACGAGUCGCACGGUACACAGCGUGACGAACGAAGGCACAACAAGCAGGACCCAUUCCACACCAGCACUAAUAAGAAACUGCAGUCGAUGGCAGAUCUAUGAUCCCUUCUUAGACAUCUGUCAGGAUUUGACUUGUCGUGAUGGGCAACCUCCUGAAUCAUCAUCAGGCAUGUGUUUGGACGCACAGCCGAAAAAGGCAUUAGGACAGUCCAACCUGUCCGAGGAUUGCCUAGAAAACUUGAUUGCUAUGAACAGCAGCGAGAUGUCUACCAGCACAGACCUUUGGACGAGUGCAGACAUCGUAGAUGAAGGUUCAGACAGCCCACGCCACAUUCUAAACAUCUACACGAGUUUCGCUUUAGCUGAUCGCAUUCAAAAUGCUCUUGAUCUAAAAUUGUCCAACGUCACAGACGCAGGCAGCUUUGCUUCCCUCUUGUGUAGUAAGGCAUCCUCGGUGAUUCUGGUAGCUUCAGAUCAAUCUGAAACCCAUAAGGAGGGAAUCUGCGAAGGAUUUAGCUUUGGCAAUAUCAGCUUCUCAGACCUGUUAGUGUUGGACGGCGUUUUCAGUGUGAACAUUGGUGGAUUUGUUUACGACCAGCACGAGUUCAUGCAUGAAACGGAGUACUUCUUUGACAUCAACGACGCCAGCGUCAUCAGACGUCAGUCUGUCACGCUAUGCAAUCCAUUUGUUGGAAGUCGUCGUUGCUCUCUCCUCAUUUUGUAUCCAGACGAUUUCUUCCAGUCAACGGAUGGUGGCGCCCUCAUCCACGCUGAGACUGGUGUUCCCUUCCUUGUUGGCGAGUACUGGCUGCUACCAGAUGGCACAGUGCGAGUGUGCCAGAUAGUGUGGUCUCACGUUUUGGCCUAUGUCAGUUAUGUUGGCACUUGUUGCUCUGUAUUUGGUCUUAUCCUAGGCCUUGUGACGUAUGGUGUAUUCCCGAGUCUGCGCAACACGCCAGGUAAGAUCGUUAUGAAUCUCAUGGGGGCGCUGUUGAUGGCCCAGGUAUUCCUGAUGUUUGGUACGGAUCCCCAGUCUUGGUUCUGUGUCCUGCGAGCCGUGUUGCUGCAUUUCUGUUGGCUGUCUGUCUUCUUCUGGAUGAGCGUCUGGUCCUGUGACUUGGCCUACAAUCUCAAGUGCAAUGUGAGGCCCGCACGCCCGUCGAGACGGGGUGGGUCGGAGGGCUGGAAGGUCCUCAAGCUGUCGGCCUUCGCUUGGGGUUUACCGGCUGUCAUCGUGGUGUCUUGCUUCUUAGCGUCCCAAUUCAGUAACGACCGGCUUGGAUGGUUCCAGUACGGUGGCAGCAGCUGCUGGAUCGUCGUGCCAUUUCACUCUGCGAUUGUAUUCGGCUCUCCUAUCGCCUUGUCCAUCGCUGUUAAUGUGGCGAUGUUCGCCUUCACGAUCCACACCGUGAUUGCCAACCAUCGGAGGCUUGUCGCAGCACGUAUGGCGAAGCAGACCAAGACCACCGUUCUCAUGUGCUUCAAGAUCGGCAUGGUCACCGGGGUAACAUGGACUUUUUUCAUCGUGGCCAACGUGGUCCGGGAGCCUGCCUUGUGGUUCAUCUCGGUCCUCGCCAACUCCCUGCAGGGCGCCCUCAUCGCCGCCAUUUUCCUCCUCAGGGCCAGCGUGCGCAAACUCUGGCGGGAAAAGCUGGCGCGGGCGUAUGCGCGCGCGCGUGCAUGCCGCCGCAGCUGCUGCCGCCGUGGUGCCGGUGAUGAUCAGAAACGCGACAGUGACAUAUGCUUAUCUUCCUGUUCUGGCAGCCUAGACAAAGGGGGCGUGGCUAUACAGUAGAGGUGGGGUCGCCGGAUCAAAAAGUAUCCAAACCUUUUGACACCUUGUCGACCACUCCCAGAACAUAAGCUUAAUUUGUUUUCGCUUGAGCGCAGACAGGGGUACCGUAGCAUGCAUGUGUAUUCUCAAUGAACUGUGAUUAUCUUUGAAAUACAUGUUCUUCUUCAUCUGCUCGUUCUUGUGUAUUUGUAUCUUCCCGUAAGUGUUCAGUGGUUUCAGCAGCUUGUUAGGGCAGUCUGGUUCCCAGACCAAAAUAUGUUGACUAUUCUUACACGGCACCAUGGGCGUCAAUCUGUGGGAGAGGGGGGGGGGGGGACAAGUCCCCCACUUUUUCCUGCGGGGGUAUCAUCGUUUGCCCCCCUCCCCCACACUUUUUCCGUCCCCGAAUAAAACUUGUAGCCAACAAAAGCUCAGAAAGUUGGUUCAAUGACUCCAAACUGGAAAAUAAUGUUUAAAAGAUGAUCUAAGUGGUCAAAAAAUGUCUUCAUAUCGCACCACAGAGCGUCUACAAUCCAAAAAUUGUUCGGGCCCCUUAAGCGGCCCAGCCAGACCCUACGCCGGUAUGCCCCCACACUUUGGAGAAGCGAUUGACGCCUUUGCACGGCACCUGACCAAAACAUUCAGGAUCCCGCCCGUUUCCGAAAUUGUCCGGACUUAAAUUUACGUUGACACUUGGAUAUGUGUUGGCGAUAGUUCGGGCAUUUCCGGUGUAAAAUAGUUUUUAUUUACCAACAAAAGACCUGUCAUGCUUGCCAUCAAUCUUGAAAAUUUUGAUUUCAUAAAUGCAUGGCUUUCAUUUAAGAAAUUAAAUGCCAGGCGUAUUACCCACGUAUCCAUUGUAAAAUGUGAAAUGUUAACGUUGGGUCGCAACUCAAAUAUUCACUCGUAUGAGGCCGUGAUGAGGGGCGGGCUUUGCAGCUGUGUCAUGUUCAAGUUUUGAAUGCGAUGGUUACCUGACCCAUGAUAUAGCUAUUGUGGGACGUACGUCAGGGAACCAGAUUACUUGUAAGAGCUAACUCAAAAUGCAUAUUAGUGAGGUACUUCGCUAUAUACAAUUUUUGGGUGCACGGACCCCUACAGCAAUCUCAACUCCUCUUUAGGAUUUUGUGUGGUUAACAUAAUCCGUUUGAUAACUCGACGUUUACAGUAUGUUCUGUUUGUCUUCAGGAGACAGGGCUACCAGGUACGUAUGGCUUGAGAGGGAUCCUCAUUGGUACGGAUAUAUUAGUAUAGCGUAACGUAUAUAUCAAUAAGGGAAUAAAUGUGUGUUU
This is a messenger RNA of Patiria miniata (bat star), 4252 nucleotides long. RefSeq lists its product as uncharacterized. Gene Ontology annotation, molecular function: G protein-coupled receptor activity. Gene Ontology annotation, biological process: G protein-coupled receptor signaling pathway; cell surface receptor signaling pathway. The record is from RefSeq and is a predicted model, not a curated record. The transcript is spliced from 3 exons. Bases 276 to 2981 code for a protein of 901 amino acids. Gene Ontology annotation, cellular component: membrane. Lineage: Eukaryota; Metazoa; Echinodermata; Asteroidea; Valvatida; Asterinidae.